Molecule: messenger RNA, 2352 nt
Organism: Rhineura floridana
Lineage: Eukaryota; Metazoa; Chordata; Lepidosauria; Squamata; Rhineuridae
Product: vomeronasal type-2 receptor 26-like
Exons: 7
Coding region: 1-2352 (783 amino acids)
Biological process (GO): G protein-coupled receptor signaling pathway
Cellular component (GO): membrane
Molecular function (GO): G protein-coupled receptor activity
Source: RefSeq, a predicted model, not a curated record
AUGACUCUUACUCCCAGUGUAGUGACGAAGAAUUACCAGCACAUCCUGGCCUUGGCCUUCGCAGUAAAGGAAAUCAAUGAAAACCCCGAGCUCUUGCCCAAUGUCACCUUGGGCUUCCACAUCUAUGACAGCUAUUUCAUUGCAAGGGGGACUUAUCAUGGCACAAUGCUACUUUCAUCCACACCGGAGAGAUUUGUUCCCAACUAUAAAUGUGACCUCCAGAAUAAUCUCAUAGCAGUGAUUGGGGGACUUGACCCCCUAACCUCUCUUCAUAUGGCAACAGUCUUGGAUAUCUAUAAAAUUCCACAGCACUGCGAUCGCAAUCUAGAAAAUAUGAAGGGUCAUGAGGAGUUUGGGAACACAGAUAAUCUAUACAGGUGGACAUGGAUUGGGCUCCUUACUAUGGAUCUUGAGAAUGGAGAAAGAUUUGUGCAAAUGGUGGUUCCAAUGUUUUCCUCUAGUGGUAUCUGCUUUGCCUUUAUAGAAAGAGUUCCUAAAUUAACUCUUGACACAGAACUUAAAGACGUGCUACAACAGUGUGCAAAAAUACAUGAUAAAGUCAUGGGUAGCACAGCCAACGUAUUAGUGGCCUAUGGAGAAUCUUAUUCAAUGGUAUUUGUGAGAUGGUUUCCAUAUUUAUCAGAACAAGAAUAUAUGGCAAUUAACCCAAAAGGUUUAGUGUGGAUAAUGACAGCCCAGAUGGAGCUGACAUCUAUGGUUUAUCAAAGAACUUGGGAUACACAAAUAAUCCAUGGGGCUCUGUCUUUUGCUAUUCCUUCCAAUAAGGUACCUGGAUUUCACCAGUUUCUUGAACAUAUAAACCCUUCCACCACAAAAGGUGAUUAUUUUAUCAGGGACUUCUGGCAACAGGCCUUUGCCUGUGUAUUCCCAAGUACAGUAGCAGGUGAGGUGGAUGGGGAUGUUUGCACUGGAGAGGAGAAGCUGGCAGUUCUUCCUGAACCUUUUUUUGAAAUGAGCAUGACAGGCCACAGCUACAGUAUCUACAAUGCUGUUUAUGCUGUGGCCCAUGCUGUACAUUCCAUGUUCUCAUCUAGAGGCAGACACCAACGUAUGGUGGACCAAAGUCUUCAUCACAUUUUGAGAGGCAUCUCAUUUAAUAACAGUGCUGGAGAUAAGAUUUCAUUUAACGUGAAAGGGGAGAUAGAUUCUGGGUAUGAUGUUAUUAAUUGGAUUGUUUCAUCAAACCAAUCAUUUCAUAAAGUGAAAGUUGGAAGGAUGGAUCCCCAGCAUCCUUCAGAACAAAUGUUCACCAUCAAUGAGGACGCUUUAACGUGGCACAGCUGGUUUAACCAGACAAGGCCUCUUUCUGUAUGCAGUGAGAGUUGUCGUCCUGGUUCUAGCAAAAAAGUGAAGGAGGGGAAGCCAUUUUGCUGCUAUGAUUGCAUCCCAUGUCCAGAAGGGAAGAUUUCAGACCAGAAAGAUGUGAAUGACUGUUACAUAUGUUUGGACCAAACGUAUCCAAACAAAAAACGGGAUUUCUGUAUUCUCAAGGAUGUAAGCUUCCUAUCUUAUGAAGAACCUUUGGGGAUCAGUUUAGCCUUCUUUGCUCUUUCCUUUUCUGUGGUCACUGCAUUGGUGCUAGGAACAUUUCUGAAGCACCAUGACACUCCCAUAGUCAUAGCCAACAACCGGGGCCUCACCUACACUCUCCUCAUUUCUCUCCUGCUCUGCUUCCUUUGUGCAUUGCUGUUCAUUGACCGUCCUAAGAAGGUGACUUGUCUCCUCCGACAAGCUGUCUUUGCAAUUAUCUUCUCAGUGGCUGUUUCUUGCGUAUUGGCAAAAACCAUGACUGUGGUUCUCGCUUUCAUGGCCACCAAACCAGGAUCCAAGAUAAGAAAGUGGCUGGGUAAGAGACUGUCUAGCUCCAUUGUUCUUUGCUGCUCCCUUAUCCAAGCAGGAACUUGUGCUACAUGGCUGGCAACCUCUCCCCCAUUCCCAGAUACUGACAUGCAUUCAGUGACUGAAGAAAUUUUACUGGAGUGUAAUGAAGGAUCUGUGACUAUGCUUUACAUUGCCCUGGGCUAUCUGGGCUUCCUGGCAAUUAUCAGUUUCACUGUGGCUUUCUUUGCCAGGAGGUUACCCGACAGUUUCAAUGAAGCCAAGUUCAUCACUUUCAGCAUGUUGGUCUUCUGUAGCGUAUGGCUUUCCUUUGUUCCGACCUACCUGAGCACCAAAGGAAAAUACAUGGUGGCUGUGGAAAUUUUUUCAAUGUUAGCUUCCAGUGGUGGGUUGUUGGGUUGUAUCUUUUCUCCAAAGUGUUACAUUAUUUUGUUGAGGCCUGAGCUGAACAACAGGGAACAGCUAAUGAGAAAAAAUGAAAGAACCAAAUGA